Molecule: messenger RNA, 2616 nt
Organism: Galeopterus variegatus (Sunda flying lemur)
Lineage: Eukaryota; Metazoa; Chordata; Mammalia; Dermoptera; Cynocephalidae
Gene: PCIF1
Product: PDX1 C-terminal inhibiting factor 1
Exons: 17
Coding region: 205-2313 (702 amino acids)
Cellular component (GO): nucleus
Molecular function (GO): mRNA (2'-O-methyladenosine-N6-)-methyltransferase activity; RNA polymerase II C-terminal domain binding
Source: RefSeq, a predicted model, not a curated record
CCGCUCCGGGCAGCUGCUGAUGCAAGGAAUCCCCUGGGCCCCCGUCCACUCCACUGCUGACCAGUUCACCCACCUGUGCCGAGCCUUCCUGCAGGCCUCGCCCACAUCUGUGGGACCCUGUGACGUGGGGGUCCAUCCAGCUGGAGAAGAAAAUCCUCUCAUGCUAGCAUUGCAGACCCCUAAGGGUCCCGUGUGGGUGCUGAGAUGGCCAAUGAGAAUCACGGCAGCCCCCGGGAGGAAGCGUCCCUGCUGAAUCACUCCCCGGGCACCUCCAAUCAGAGCCAGCCCUGUUCUCCAAAACCAAUCCGCUUGGUGCAGGACCUCCCAGAGGAGCUGGUGCAUGCGGGCUGGGAGAAGUGCUGGAGCCGGAGGGAGAACCGUCCCUACUACUUCAACCGAUUCACUAACCAGUCCCUGUGGGAGAUGCCCGUGCUGGGCCAGCACGAUGUGAUUUCGGACCCUUUGGGGCUGAAUGCGACCCCACUGCCCCAAGACUCAAGCUUGGUGGAAACCCCAAUGGCUGAGAACAAGCCCAGAAAGCGGCAGCUCUCGGAAGAGCAGCCAAGUGGCAAUGGUGUGAAGAAGCCCAAGAUUGAAAUCCCUGUGACACCUACUGGCCAUUUGGUGCCCAGCUCCCCCAGCGUCCCAGGAACCCCAACGCUGAAGUUUUGGGGUACAUCCCCUGAGGACAAACAGCAGGCAGCUCUCCUCCGACCCACUGAGGUGUACUGGGACCUGGAUAUCCAGACCAAUGCUGUCAUCAAGCACCGGGGCCCUUCAGAGGUGCUGCCCCCGCAUCCUGAAGUGGAGCUGCUCCGCUCCCAGCUCAUCCUGAAGCUUCGGCAGCACUACCGGGAGCUGUGCCAGCAACGAGAGGGCAUUGAUCCUCCUCGGGAAUCUUUCAACCGCUGGAUGCUGGAGCGCAAGGUGGUGGACAAAGGCUCUGACCCUCUGUUGCCGAGCAACUGUGAACCAGUCGUGUCACCUUCCAUGUUUCGUGAAAUCAUGAAUGACAUUCCCAUCAGGUUAUCCCGCAUCAAGUUCCGGGAGGAAGCCAAGCGCCUGCUCUUCAAAUAUGCAGAAGCUGCCAGGCGGCUCAUUGAGUCCAGGAGUGCAUCCCCCGACAGCAGGAAGGUGGUCAAGUGGAAUGUGGAAGACACCUUCAGCUGGCUUCGGAAGGACCAUUCAGCCUCCAAGGAGGACUACAUGGAUCGCCUGGAGCACUUGCGGAGGCAGUGUGGUCCCCAUGUCUCAGCUGCAGCCAAGGACUCUGUGGAAGGCAUCUGUAGUAAGAUCUACCACAUUUCCCUGGAGUACGUCAAACGGAUUCGAGAGAAGCACCUUGCCAUCCUCAAGGAAAACAAUAUCCCAGAGGAGGUGGAGGCCUCGGAGAUGGAGCCCCGCCUGGUAUACUGCUACCCAGUACGGCUGGCUGUGUCUGCACCCCCCAUGCCCAGCGUGGAGAUGCACAUGGAGAAUAACGUCGUCUGCAUCCGGUACAAGGGAGAGAUGGUCAAGGUCAGCCGCAACUACUUCAGCAAGCUGUGGCUCCUUUAUCGCUACAGCUGCAUUGAUGACUCUGCCUUUGAGAGAGAGGCCAGGCCUCAGAUGCUUACUGUGGCCACUCUGCAGAUGAUGUUUGGUGUGGGCCUCUAUGAGGGAACUGGCCUGCAGGGAUCAUUGCCUGUGCACGUCUUUGAGGCCCUCCACCGACUCUUUGGCAUCAGCUUCGAGUGCUUCGCCUCACCUCUCAACUGCUAUUUCCGCCAGUACUGUUCUGCCUUCCCUGACACAGACGGCUACUUUGGCUCCCGUGGGCCCUGCCUAGACUUUGCCCCGCUGAGUGGUUCCUUUGAGGCCAACCCUCCGUUCUGUGAGGAGCUCAUGGAUGCCAUGGUCUCUCACUUUGAGAAACUGCUCGAGAGCUCACCAGAGCCCCUGUCCUUCAUCGUGUUCAUCCCUGAGUGGCGGGACCCCCCCACAACAGCGCUCACCCGCAUGGAGCAGAGCCGCUUCAAACGCCACCAGCUGGUCCUGCCUGCUUUCGAGCAUGAGUACCGCAGUGGCUCCCAGCACAUCUGCAAGAAGGAGGAAAUGCACUACAAGGCCGUCCACAACACGGUGGUGCUCUUCCUACAAAACGACCCUGGUUUUGCCAAGUGGGGUCCGACACCUGAGCGGCUGCAGGAGCUGAGCACCGCCUACCGGCAAUCCAGCCGCAGCCAUGGCUCUUCCUCAUCAUCCUCCUCAGAGGCCAAGGAACGGGACUUGGGCCGUGAGCAGGGCCCUAGCCGCGAGCCUCACCCCACUUAACACAUCCUGCGGGGAGGAGGAGCCCCAGGGGUGCUGGUAUGGACUGCUGGGACUCGGGCAUCUGGGGGCUGAACAGACCCCAGGACCCUCCCCCUGGGAUGGCAGCAGGACUUGGGCUGCCAUUGACAUAGGAAGAUUAUGGCUCUGCUGGGGCUCUCCCUCCCUGCCCCAUCCCCUAAUGCCCCGCCUCAAACUCACUCCAAGUGUCCUGUAAAUAGACCCUGAUGCCUUCCCAGUCCCACCCCCUACCCUGUUGCUGCCUUGUUUCAUUUGUAAAAGGAAAUACAGAAACCCCUCCGAGAA